Messenger RNA from Cololabis saira (Pacific saury), 4293 nucleotides. RefSeq names its product NACHT, LRR and PYD domains-containing protein 6-like. Gene Ontology annotation, molecular function: protein binding. The record is from RefSeq and is a predicted model, not a curated record. The transcript is spliced from 12 exons. Bases 324 to 4040 code for a protein of 1238 amino acids. NCBI's taxonomy places the organism in Eukaryota, Metazoa, Chordata, Actinopteri, Beloniformes, Belonidae.
CACAGAAGAAAUGAAUAUCUGUCAUCAGCACCAACAUCACUGCUGCUUCUGACAGUUUCUGAACUUUACUCAUUCCAUGGAUCCAUUCACUGAAUCCAGUCUACCAAGAGUUAACGAGACUGAAUUACACCUGGAGACGAGGGGCGGAGUCUGGACUCUCACCUGGAGACGAGGGGGCGGAGUCUGGACUCUCACCUGUGAACCUUUUUGAGACUCAGAUCUAGUUUUUCAGGCCGGGGAAUCGAGUCAUCAGGAGAGCUGUGGACCGAUCCAACAAACUAUGAAGGUAGAAGGUGUGUGUGAGCUGAUGUGAAUCCAGCAGCAUGGAUCAGUGUGAGGACAGAGAGGAGGGAGUCCUUCCCUCCAAAACCUCCCCGGGGGGAAAACCUGAGAGUCGGAGAGAAGAAGAGAGGAGACGACCUGGACCUGGACCUGGUCCUGGUCCUGGACCUGGACCUGGACCUGGACCUGGACCUGGACCUGGACCUGGACCUGGACCUGGACCUGGACCUGGACUUGGACCUGGACCAAGCUGUGUGUCCUUGAAAAGUGACAAAUCAUUGGAUAUCUUGUGGAAUUUUAAAGAUACCAGACGUUCUCCCUCAGUGAGGAGACAACCUGGACCUGGACCUGGACCUGGACCCAGUGCGUCUUCAAAGAGUGACCAAUCAGAGGGUUGUUUCAUUCCUUCUAAACGAUGCAGACGUUCUACCUCAGAGAGGUUUCAUCAGGAAACAGACUCUCCUGGACCUGGACCUGGACCUGAACCUGGACCUGAACCUGGUCCCAGCUAUGUGUCCUUGAAGAAUGAUGCAUCAAAGGGUUUAAUUAUCAAUGUUAAAGAUCCUCCUGGUUGUCCUUCAGAAGGAGUGGACCAGCAGAUCUCAGAGUCCCCCAGUGGUCCGUCUGUCCAGCAGCAUCAGACCCAGCUGGACUCCAUCUUUCAGCUGCUGGAGAACGACAUCAUCAUGUUUGUGAAGGUUGAACUGAAGAAGAUCCAGAAGGUUCUGAGUCCAGAUUACCCAGAAUCCUCAGAGAGUCUGGAGGAGGAUGAAGAUGAAGAGCAGAAGAGCAUCAGAGAGACAUUCAUGAAAAUCACAGUGAAGUUCUUGAGGAGGAGGAAGCAGGAGAAGCUGGCUGACCGCCUGCAGAACAAUACCGUUGCUGCCAUUUGUCAAUCCAAACUCAAAAGUCAGCUGCAGAAGAAGUACCAGCAUGUGUCUGAGGGGAUCACUAAAGCAGGAAAGACAACCCUUCUGGAGCAGAUCUACACGGAGCUCUACAUCACAGAGGGAGGGACCGGAGAGGUCAAUGAAGAGCAUGAAGUCAGACAGAUUGAAGCAGCUUCCAGGAAACCAGACGGAGCAGAAACAGCCAUCAGACAGGAAGACAUCUUUAAACCCCCACCUGGAAGAGGAGGACCAAUCAGAAUGGUGAUGACGAAGGGAGUGGCUGGCAUCGGGAAAACAGUGUUAACACGUAAGUUCAGCCUGGACUGGGCUGAAGGCAGAACCAACCAGGACAUUCAGUUCCUGCUUCCGUUCACCUUCAGAGAGCUGAAUGUGCUGAGAGAGGAAAAGUUCAGCUUGGUGGAACUAGUUCAUGGAUUCUUCUCUGAAACCAAAGGAAUCUGCAGCUUUGAAGACUUCCAGGUCGCGUUCAUCUUUGACGGUCUGGAUGAGUGUCGACUUCCUCUGGACUUCCACAACUCUACAAUCGUCAGUGACCCCAGAAGGUCCACCUCAGUGGAUGUGCUGCUGACAAACCUCAUCAGGGGGAACCUGCUUCCUUCUGCUCGUCUCUGGAUCACCACACGGCCCGCAGCAGCCAAUCAGAUCCCUACUGAGUGUGUCUCCAUGGUGACAGAAGUCAGAGGGUUCACUGACCCACAGAAGGAGGACUACUUCAGGAAGAGGUUCAGAGAAGAGGAGCAGACCAGCAGGAUCAUCUCCCACAUCAAGACAUCACGGAGCCUCCACAUCAUGUGCCACAUCCCAGUCUUCUGCUGGAUCACUGCUACAGUCCUGGAGAAAGUCCUGGAGAACGUCCUGGAAACCAGAGAGGGAGGGGAGCUGCCCGAGACCCUGACUGAGAUGUACAUCCACUUCCUGGUGGUCCAGGCCAAACUGAAGAAGGUCAAGUAUGACGGAGGAGCUGAGACAGAUCCACACUGGAGUCCAGAGAGCAGGAAGAUGGUGGAGUCUCUGGGAAAACUGGCUUUUGAGCAGCUACAGAAAGGAAACCUGAUAUUCUAUGAACCAGACCUGAGAGAGUGUGGCAUCGAUAUCAGAGAGGCUGCAGUGUACUCAGGAGUGUUCACCCAGAUCUUUAGAGAGGAGAGCAGCCUGUACCAGGACCAGGUCUUCUGCUUCAUCCAUCUGAGUGUUCAGGAGUUUCUGGCUGCUCUUCAUGUCCAUGGGACCUUCAUCAAGUCUGGAGUCAACCUGCUGGUAGAUCAGACAACCCUUCACACAUCUGAAACACGCAAAGAAGUUCAGGAGGAGGAUGAAGAUGAAGAGGAAAUUGAGGAUGAGGGUAAAGUAGAAGAAUAUGAAGAUGAAGUUGAAAAUUAUGAAGAUGAAGAAGAUGUUGAUGAAGAAGAUGAUGAUGAUGAUGAGGAUGAUGAGGAUGAUGAAGAUGAAGAGACUCGCCUCUAUCACCAUUCUUCAACCGGCUUCUAUCAGACAGCUGUGGACAAGACCUUACAGAGUCCAAACGGACACCUGGACUUGUUCCUGCGCUUCCUCCUGGGUCUUUCAGUGGAGACUAAUCAGACUCUCCUACGAGGUCUGACAUCAAACCAAAGAAGUUCACAGAGCAAUCAGAAAACCAUCAAAUACAUCAAGGAGAAGAUCAGUGAGGACCUGUCGUCAGAGAGAAGCAUCAACCUGUUCCACUGUCUGAAUGAACUGAACGAUCAUUCUCUGGUGGAGGAGGUCCAACAGUCCCUGAGGUCUGGACGUCUCUCCAGAGAUAAACUGUCUCCUGCUCAGUGGUCGGCUCUGGUCUUCAUCUUACUGUCAUCAGGAGAUCUGGAGGUGUUUGACCUGAAGAAGUUCUCAGCUUCAGAGGAGGCUCUACGGAGGCUGCUGCCGGUGGUCCAAGCCUCCAAGAAAGUUCUACUGAGUGACUGUAACCUCUCAGAGGACAUCUGUCCACUUCUGUCCUCAGUUCUCAGCUCUCAGUCCUCCAGUCUGACAGAACUGGACCUGAGCAACAACGACCUGCAGGAUUCUGGACUGGAGAAGCUGUGUCCUGGACUGGAGAGUCCACACUGUAAACUGGAGUCUCUAAGGCUGCCAGGCUGUCUGAUCUCAGAGGAAGGAAGUGCUUCUCUGGUCUCAGCUCUGACCUCCAACCCCUCCCACCUGAGAGAGCUGGACCUGAGCUACAACCAUCCAGGGGAGUCAGUAGGGAAGCGUCUCUCUAGACUGGACACUCUCAGGGUGGAGCCUGCUGGACAACGAUGGCUGACACCAGGUCUGAGGAAGUAUUCCUUUCAACUCACCAUCGACACAAACACAGUCAACAAACGCAUCAAACUGUCUGAUGACAACAGGAAGAUGAUGUUUGUCUGGGAGGAUCAGUCAUAUCCUGAUCAUCCAGACAGGUUUGAUAUUCCUCCUCAGCUGCUGUGUAGAGAAGUUCUGACGGGUCGCUGUUACUGGGAGGUCCUGUGGAGCGGAGAGGCUUCUGUAUCAGUGAGUUACAGAAGAAUCAGCAGGAGAGGAAACUCUGGUGACUGUUUGUUUGGAAGAAACGAUCAUUCCUGGAAUCUGGACUGUUAUCCAGGUGGUCGGUACCGUGUCCUUCACAAUAACAGAGCAUCCAUCAUCUACUCAUCUUCAUCUUCAACCUCUGAUAGAGUAGCAGUGUACGUGGACGUUCCUGCUGGAACUCUGUCCUUUUAUGAAGUCGUCUCUGACAGACUGAUCCACCUCCAAACCUUCAACACCACCUUCAACACCACUGAACCUCUCUGCCCUGGAUUUGGACUCUCGUCCUGGUUAGAUUCCUCAGUGUCUCUGUGUCCAGUUUAGUCUCAAAAGUCCUGUCAGAGAAACUGUCUCUGUUGGAUCCUGGACUUGGACUCUGGUUCUGUUUCCUCAGUGUCUCGAUGAUGAUGAUGAUGAUGAUGAUGAUGAUGAUGAUGAUGAGGAUGAGGAUGAAGAAGAAGAUGAUCACCAUUUAUCUUUAGUUUUUUUAUUGUGUUUUUAUUUGAUCUUUGUAACAUUUAAACAUUAGAUAAUUUACUGGAUUGUUGAUGUUUGAUCAUAAAUUAGAUUUUUAUCU